This is a messenger RNA of Chelonia mydas (Green sea turtle), 2319 nucleotides long. RefSeq names its product dnaJ homolog subfamily B member 6-like. Gene Ontology annotation, cellular component: cytosol; endoplasmic reticulum membrane. The transcript has 9 exons. Bases 1 to 1287 code for a protein of 428 amino acids. Gene Ontology annotation, molecular function: ATPase activator activity; Hsp70 protein binding. Lineage: Eukaryota; Metazoa; Chordata; Testudines; Cheloniidae. Gene Ontology annotation, biological process: positive regulation of proteasomal ubiquitin-dependent protein catabolic process; protein refolding. The record is from RefSeq and is a predicted model, not a curated record.
AUGGUGGAGUACUAUGAAGCCCUGGGCAUUCCCCGCAGCGCCUCCUCUGACGACAUAAAGAAGGCGUACAGGAAGGCGGCACUGAAAUGGCAUCCGGAUAAGAACCCAGGGAACAAGGAACACGCCGAGCGGAAGUUCAAAGAGAUCGCGGAGGCCUACGAAGUGCUGUCGGACAAGAACAAGCGCGACCUCUACGACCGCUACGGUAAGGACGGGCUCACGGGGGCAGGGACCGGGGAUCCCCGGGGUGGUGCCGGAGCUCCGGGCUUCACCUUCACCUUCCGCGGCGCAGACGAGGUCUUCAGAGAGUUCUUUGGGGGCCGAGAUCCUUUCGCCGACUUCUUUGGAGGAGCAGCGCUGCCAUCUCCCAGCCGGCACUCGGCCGCCAUUCAGCCCUACCUGGCUCAUGCCUGCUGGAGAGUGAUAUUAGUACUGACCCAGCGCCCCAAAUCUUCAAGAAUGACGUGGGCCUGUUCUCAGAGCUGCAUGCCGGAGGACCCCGGGGCCACGGACGGGGGGGGCCCCUCUGUUGGCUACUCCUUCUGCUCCUACACCUUCCCAGAGCAGUCAGAUUUCUUCUCCUCGUCCUUCAGCCCUGGCACCGACCCCGGAAUCGGCUUCCGCUCGGUUUCCACCUCCACCACCUUCGUCAACGGCAAACGCAUCACCACGAAGAGGAUCAUCGAGAACGGCCAGGAGCGGGUGGAAAUCGAGGAGGACGGAGAGCUGAAAGCUACAGAGGUGAAUGACAUAGCCAACAGUGUGGAGCCUCAGGUGGGGCUGCACCGCCAGGAACAGCACGACAUCCUGAGCUCUGCGUCCGACUCCCCCACCCCGCAGCGCCCCCCAAGCACGGCCUCCUCCUACGUGCUCCCCGAAGAGGAGGACAAAGAUCUGCACCGGGCCAUGGCCUACAGCCUGUCGGAGCUGGAGGACAUGGGGCAGCACCGAGUGGACGCCCGCGGCUCCAAGAAGAGACGGGUCAGUACGCGGCGGGCCCGCAAGGGGGCCAGCGAGGAGGCGGGCGCUGCCCUGGCGCCUCAGAGCCGGGCCACGGGAGCAGAGAGCCCCGGCGGAGGAGACAGCGCAAAGGAGGGGGAGGAGAGGGCGGCCGAGCUGCAGAAGGUGGGGAGCAUUCCUGGAGCCACGGGGGGCGGGUUGGUGCCAGACGAGAGCGAGUCGGUGCCGGACAAGAGCCGGUUCACGCUCAGCGACCUCAAGUCAGCGCUUGCCGAGAUCGAGUCUGCUCCCGACGAGAUGGAGUCGGUCGUGUGUGUCCUCCUGUGACGGUGGCCACAGGGAGCCCUCAGCGCGCGGGGAUCCGCUGGGACUGCACCAGGCAGCGGCUAGUAAAGGUCAACAUCAGCGCUCCGAGCCUGCGUCUUUAUCAUUCACUGAGUCAGGAGCCACUCAGGCAGGGCGGGAGCAAAGCCCGCCGGGCCAAGGUCUGCCUGGUCUCCAGCCCCAUUGCCCCGGGAGCUGCCCGGGGCCCUGUGCCCUGGGGGCUGUUUGGCGCUCCCCGUCUCUUUCUCUGGGACCAUCUGUCCAGGGUGGAGGCGCAGCGCUUUGGGAGGACCAUAGUCCCAGGGCAAGGGAAGGCGCGCUGGUUAGUCCCCUCCGGGGGCUUGGGGUUCGGCUGCAUGCCCCUUGCUGAGGGGCAUCUGUGAUCUGCAUGCCCAGGUGAGAGGCUUUUCUCAGCUACUCCCUGGAGACCGGUGUCAGAAGGGUGUGCUGUGGGACCCUGGCUAGCAGCGUUAGUCCUGGGAGCAGAUGGAAGGGGUCAGAGAAGAGCAACACAAAUGAUCGAGGGGCUGGAGCAAUUGACUUAUGAGGAGACACGGAAGGAGCUAAACCUGCAGCUUGGCCAGAGGAGAGCAGGGUGGACGUGAGCGCUGGCUCCACAGAGCUGGAGGAGGAACCCCGCUAGUGUUAGCACGGUACAAGGGGAGUAAGGGGGAAGAGCAGAGUGAAACUAACCAGGGAGACGUUCCUUCUGAACAGCAGGGAGAGCUGCCAGCAGGCAGAUGGACCAGGCUGGGGGAUCCUUUCCCCCAGGGCGGGCGGAAAGCCCGAGACCCCGCCUGCUGCAUGCGAGAUGAAUCCAGCUGCGAGCACGAGCUGCCCCUCAGCACACAGAGCUACAGCCAGUCCCUGGCAAGGCUUCCUGCUGCCCCCUCCCUCCUGUGCACAAGAGGCACCAAGCCCGUGUGCGUUCCAGAACAAGACCCCACCCAGGAAAGCCCAGGCAGUGGAGGGGAACUCUGCUAGGGGGCUAGAGAGCUGCUCUGCCUCCAAUACCCUCUCCCAUCCCCCAGGAAG